This is a messenger RNA of Wyeomyia smithii (pitcher-plant mosquito), 396 nucleotides long. RefSeq lists its product as uncharacterized. Bases 95 to 331 code for a protein of 78 amino acids. Lineage: Eukaryota; Metazoa; Arthropoda; Insecta; Diptera; Culicidae. The transcript has 2 exons. The record is from RefSeq and is a predicted model, not a curated record.
ACAAAUUUCGCAUUGUUUUUCUUGUAAAUAGUGUAUGCGAUAACCGGCUGUGAGUGAAAUUGCGUGAUAUAUUCAUUUAUCUGAUAAUUAAAAAAUGACAAAACUGAAGCUCUUCAUGAACAAAUAUCUGGUGACAAUCGUUAUGAUUCCGUCGCUAAUCGGGGUACACUGGGGCUGGUACCAGCUGCAGCAGAAUGAUGCCCUUGUUCCGGAGCAUGAACGGCGAGAGAUGCCACUAGCUAAGCUGCUCAGAAAAACCUGGAACUCCACAGUUUCGACGCUAACGGGAUCCGAAAGCUCUUCACUCGAAGCAAAGACCGAUAGUAAAUAACUCGAUGGAAACGGAACAGAGUUACGGAAGGUGUGUGUAAAUAAAAGUUUUUAGUUCUCUAGUAA